Motacilla alba alba is the source of this 7570-nucleotide messenger RNA. Its product is annotated as haloacid dehalogenase-like hydrolase domain-containing 5. The transcript is spliced from 8 exons. Gene Ontology annotation, biological process: glycerophospholipid biosynthetic process. The record is from RefSeq and is a predicted model, not a curated record. NCBI's taxonomy places the organism in Eukaryota, Metazoa, Chordata, Aves, Passeriformes, Motacillidae. The coding region runs from base 55 to 1419 and encodes 454 amino acids. Gene Ontology annotation, cellular component: mitochondrion.
GUGGGCUGACGCCGGGCCGGGCGGGGCGGCUGCCGGCCCCGCACUCCGCUCGCCAUGCGCCGGGCGCUGCCGCCGCUCCGCGCCCUGCUCGGGGCCGCCCGCCCGCCGCGGCUCCCGGAGCGCCGGGGGACGUGCGGCCCCUCGGCCGGGCACAGCGCGGUGAGCGGGGCCGGGGCCCGGGGCGGCCCCUCGGCCGGGCACAGCGCGCUCAGCGUGCUGCCGUCCUUUGGAUUCCUCUUUGACAUUGAUGGGGUGCUGGUGCGAGGCAGGACCCCCAUCCCUGCUGCCAGAACAGCCUUUCGCAAGCUGGUCAACCCUCAGGGACAGUUCCUGGUGCCCGUGGUCUUUGUCACCAACGCUGGGAACUGCCUGCGCCAGGAAAAGGCUGACCAGCUGUCUCACCUGCUGGGGGUUCCAAUUUCCCAAGAUCAAGUGAUGAUGUCACACAGUCCUCUGCGGAUGUUCAAGCCUUAUCAUGAAAAAUGUGUCCUGGUAUCUGGACAAGGACCCCUUCUUGAUAUUGCUCAAGACCUUGGCUUCUGCCAGCCCAUCACCAUUGACGCCCUGCGGGAGAAACGCCCUCUGCUCGAUGCAGUUGACCAUGACAGGAGACCCAAUGUCCUGUCCCCAUCUGCUGUGGAGCUUCCCAAGAUUGAGGCUGUGGUGCUGUUUGGGGAGCCAGUCAGAUGGGAAACCAGCCUGCAGCUGAUAAUUGAUGUUUUGCUGACCAGUGGCUAUCCUGGAAAUCCCUAUGGGCAGGAAAGCUACCCUCACAUUCCCGUGCUGGCCUGUAACAUGGACCUGAUGUGGGUGGCUGAGGCACAGUCCCCAAGGUUUGGGCAUGGAACGUUCAUGGUUUGUCUGGAAAACAUUUACAAGAAGAUCACUGGCAAAGACCUGAAGUACGAGGCGCUGAUGGGCAAACCCAGCAGGCUGACGUACCAGUACGCAGAGCACCUGAUCCGGGCCCAGGCCCUGCAGAGGAGCUGGGAGCAGCCCAUCCAAACCCUCUAUGCUGUGGGGGACAACGUGAUGACGGAUGUGUACGGAGCUAACCUGUUCAACCGCUACCUGCAGGAGAGCUCCCGGCCCGGCUCCAGAGCCCGCCUCCAGGCCCAGGCUGCUGCGGGCAGAGCCCCUGCCCUGCUCUCCCGGCACCACCAGCCUGGCCUCAGCUGGGAGAAGGAGCUGGCGCCCGCAGCUGCUGCCCGCUGCAGGUCUGUGCUGGUCUGCACCGGGGUGUACGACCCCCACUGCCAGGUGGCCCUGCCCAGCAGGGACAGCAUCACGGAGCACGUGUUCCACGGGCACAGGGAUUUCAGCUUCGACCCUGCCUUGGUGGAGCCAGACCACAUUGUGCCAGAUGUGGAUGCUGCUGUAGACCUGGUCUUCCAGCUGGAGAACUUUGCACCUCAUUGAGGGGACAGAAUUUCUUAAGGACCACUCAGUGCUGUGCUCUUCUUGCCCAAAACACACUGUGCUUUACAAGAGUGCCACAAACUGCUGCCUUCUAAAUUUUUUUUAACCUCUCAAUUAAUAAAAUCUUCUAUUAGGUAUGCUUAUUAGUAGUACAUGUAGGUACAUGAGCGUGUUUAAUUGUAUUACAUGUCAAUAAUGCUUUUUAUAGUGCUCCUAAAUGUGUAAUUUAUAGCUGGAGUUGCCCUUUAUUGUCUUCCUCUUUGUUAUGUUAGGGACUUGAAUAGCAAUAUUUCAUAGUAGCCUAUUCAGGUACUGGUACUUAAAUCCCUCCACGACAGCACCUCCUUUUGUUUGCUGGAAGAUUCAGCUUUUAGGUGUUGAGGAUCUUGAGGAUACCAGAUUGUGGUGCUGGGGUCACUCAGUCCAUUCCACGUGGGCUGGUACAGAGCACAACAUGUAUUAAUGCCUGGCAUUCUGCAAGUACUGAAUGCUCCCUUCAAUCAGAGUGGAGUUCAAUCUGUUCCACUUUGGACUUGCUCUCAUCUGACCUGCUGCUGCCUUUCCUUGUGUCUGUUUUCCCAUGUUCCUGGAGUUUUAUUGCUCCUCUCUGCUGUGUGAAGCCUUAAUUGUGUUGGAACUCCAUAGUCCUGGAAGGGAAGCAGCAGACCUGAGUGCCCUCUGUGGCCUUUUUGCUCUUUGCCUUUCUAUAUCCUCUCCUCUCCUCUCCUCUCCUCUCCUCUCCUCUCCUCUCCUCUCCCUCUUCUCCUUUCUUUCUUUUCCUUUUUUUUGGGAAUUUAGAACCUUAGAAAGCUUUAGCAGUUUUGUUUCACGUGUUUCUUUGAGUUGGGACUUUACACUGAAUCAGUGACUACUGCUCAGCCAAAAAGUGCCUCCUAAUUUACUUGAAGCCUCAUACCACUGUGGUAAUUAACUGGCCUUUAGUGUAAUAUAUUUCAUCUCAUGUCAAUGUUAUAUGUUGUUUGGUUCAUGGAUUUUAUAGCUGUUAGUUUAAAAAGAAAAAGUAAUUUAUUUUUUGUUAUUGUUGUAAAGUACUUCCAAAGUUUUCAUCCCAAAGAUGCCUUUGAAAAUAUUUCUGUGUUAUUUGUUAUAACACAUAAGCUUGUGACAUAAGCUUGGAAAACAUAACCCAAUUAAUUGUUUUAAAACCAAAGUCAACUGACACACAAAGAUCAAUUCACAUUAGGCAAUAGUCGGGUUUUUAAGAUUUUUUUUUUUAUUUUAUUUUUUUCAAAUUAGAAAUUAUACAAACAAAACCUGGGUGUUCAUUUCUCCCAGGUUCCUGCAGGGCUGUCAGAAUGACUUCCUGGCCAAAUCCCUCCCUGCUCCUUAUCCCAACUGCAAUUCUGAGAGCUCACAGCUGCUGUGCAGUCAGAUUUUGUUGCUGUGUUUCCUCUGUUUGCAGAGCACUGUAAUCCCCUCUCCCCUGUCAGGACUGUUGAUUCAUCUCUUGUAAUGUUCCCUAAGUAGCUUUCAGUGUCUCACUGCAUGCAGUGUAAGGACACUGCUCUAGACAGUUCAUUUCCUGCUUCUUCACUGGAAAAUACUUACAGCAGCACAUUCUUGCCUUUUUAUUGGUACAAUGAACUGAUCUCCACCUGUUUCUUUGGCACUUUCCUGUCAUAUACCAAGUAUUUGCAAAGAACGCCAAAUCUAAGUAAAGAUUGUAAUUCUGUAAGGUGAGGAUGAUUUAAAGUCACAUUGUUUCAGUAGUAAAGCAUGUUGCAAAACUCUUAAACUUUACCAGAAUUGGUGCAGCAAGGAAUAAAAAUGUUGGAAGUUGCUGAAGAACAGAAAAUGUUCCAUUUGUUUCUCCUUUUUUUUUCCUCUACAAUGUGGACAAACACUUCAAAAGGUUCAUGAAGAAAGUGUACAUGGACCUCUUAAAUCUCAUCCCUCAUGGAAAUAUUAACAUAAAAUGUGUUUGUAGAAAAGGAAGAAAGUCCCUUUUUUCUCUGUCACAUCAUCAGUAAAAUCUAAAACCCUCCAAACCUCAGGGUAUUCCAGAUUCUCCAGCUCCAUGGAUUGACCUCCAGCUUGGUGAGUGGCAGACUCUGAAAAAGCCAAAAUGCUGAAAAAACAGCAGAUGAAGGAAAUAAAGGAAAUUAGCAAUAGUGACCGGGAUAACACCACACGCAAAAGGCAGUUACCAAAAGAGGUGGAAAUCUCUUCCCAUCAGUGUAAAGGGGAGAAGCUGGGAUUACAGGAGUUUCUCUGAAACUCAGUGGUGUGCUUGUAUGCUCUGUAACUUGAACAGAAAUGGGGACUAACAGAUAUCACAGCACAUCCCACGCAGUCUCUGUUAAAACUCUUCUGUCUGGACAAGGAUGAACUCUGGGGUGAUGAAAUAUAUCCUGCUUUCAACAUUGGCAGAAACAAGCUGCACACUUAAAAGUUUCAGGAAAGUGUUUCUGUGGUCACUUCUGUGAGUAAAACAGAUGAGUGCAUAUUCCAAAUAGCACAGGUGGGCUUACUUUGUGUAAAGAUUGCUUUAAUUUGUCUCAUUCAGACCACCCGGGACUCAGCAGAUCUUAAUUAAAACUCCUCCUCCUUGCACUGUGUUUGUUUUGUAUGCCAAGCUCAGAAUGCAGCACUGGGAUCAUGCUAAACAUGCCUUACAGUUUAACACCCAGCAGGUGAUUUCUUUGUUUAUUGGUUUGUUUACUGACCUUUUCCUGAAGCAGUACCUGGUGUACAGGUAAGAAUCUCAGAAUCUGAUUUUCAAUAGGAUUUGGGAUCGGUGUCUUGUUUUAUGGAAUUGUAUCUGGGAAAAUGCUUUUUGCUAGUUUAACAGCUAACUGCCUGCCCACAGAUGUGGAGGAAAAAUAUUCAGUGAACUUAAACUAUAAAAAAUACAGGUAUUUAUUUUGCAGGUACAAACUACAUAAUGAAAGGUCAGUUCACCACAGCCAAUGAAAAAUGGUUGUAGUGUGUGUAGAUCUCUUGUAUCCAAACUAUUUCACAUUCUUGGAGAAUUCCAGAGAGAGUUCCCAGAAAUGGGAAAUCAUUUCUGGGAAUCACAUGCACUUAUAACAAGCCAUUAAAAGGGAAAAGUUGGGGUUUUUGCCCACACAGAUUUAGAAACUCCAGUUUAAUGUGCAGAAGAUGAGCAAACCCGGCUCAAUCCCUCCCAGGAGCAGAUGCUGCUCAUGGCACCUGCACUAUUUCCCUCUCACACCGAUUCUCUCCAGCACACAGCCCAGGGCACUCACAGCCACAGUGCUCCACUAGUGAAACUGCGUCCUUAAAGAGAAUUAAGUGACAAACCCAGCUGCACCCAGCACUCUGAGGAGCCAGCCCUAGAGCCUGGCCAUUGCACUGGCAGCUCCUCCUUUGGCACCUGAGGCUGCUACUGAAGCAGCAGACAAUGCAAACCAAGAAAUUCAGCAUUUGGCUCCUGCCAACUCCCAUCUGCUGACGUUCAAAUUAAAGAGCCAGGCAAAGAGAAAGGGGUGUUGCUUUGUUUAAUUUACAGCACUUCAGUCAAAUCCAGGAUCUAAACAUUCCCCUGGGGAGGUACAGCUGUAACUACAUUGUUCACACUUAAUUGCGAGCGCUGCAAAAGUUAUCUGCACUUCUCCAACACUGAGCACUCUGGGUUUCAUCCUUCAUCUUCCAGACAGCUCUGCUGGAGAGUUUGCCAAGUGGGAACAAUUGGAAGUGCAUGCAUUUCUGGAAGUGAUGGACAUUUGGGAGGAUAAGAGGAAGUUAGUUCAGCACCAUUUCUUUAAUGAAGAGUACAUUAGGUCAUAUCUUGUGUCAAAGUAGACCAUACAUCACUGCAGGAUAGAAUACAUAACUUCUUAAAAUUGAUUUUGUUUCUGAUCAUAGACCAUGACAAGGUACAUGCAUAAAAUAACAACAAAAGGGAUUAAUUGCCAAAUGUUUACUUUAAUUAAACCUUUUUUAAUGAUACACAGUACAAUGUAUCCACUACGUUGCUAAAAUUCACAACAAAAGCAGGUUUCAUGUUUAAAAAGACUUCUCAUAACAAAUUCAUAAAUAGAUGAAGGUAAAGUAUAAAAAAUUACUGUAGUAUGCAAGCUUGCUCCCUUGUCUCCUCAUAUUCCAAAUCAUUUAGUCAGUAUUGAGAUAAGAAAGUUUAAAAGCAAAAUAGUUACUGAUGAUUAGAAAUGUACAGCCUGCAUCUCUCGAAGAAACCUUGAAAAGCAACAGAUUUGUCCUAGAAAAUGCAGAACCAUUUUAACACUGUUAUCACCCAAACCCCUCAAACAAUUUUGGAAUGCAGUGAAUGAAUUCAAUAUGAAUUAGAGAUUUUUUCCUUCCCCCCCAGAGGUGUGUGUGAGCCAGACUGGCUGGGAUGCUCCCUUUGCUGGAGUUGUGGGGUUUUUACCUGUCAGAUCUCAGCGAGUGAGGCACAGGAGAGGGAAAAUCUGGCUGACAGCACAGAGCACAUCUGCCUAUCAGAAAUCUGAAACAGAAAUCUUUAAAAACAGUUACAAAGAACUAAAUUCACCUUCUGCUCAGUACCAGCCUGUAUCUAUCUCUUUUCUGUCUGGCAGGCAGGACAGAGUCUGGUGUCCCCCCUGGCUUCCCCUGCUUGGGAACGGUUUUUGUGUCUCACAUCAUUCCACCACAACUCUGUGGGGAAUCCCUGACCCUGCACCACCAAACCCUAUCAGCAAAGUUAUUCUCCUCAUCAAUAUUAUCACUCUCCUAAGAAAGCAUUUAUUUUGUCAAGUAUCAAACUACUUUUCACACUUUAUCUAUUUUAAUAUCAUUUAUAAAGGGGAAAAAUCUUAUUUAUGCACAGCAUUGAACUAGGAAAUGAACAUGAAAAAUGCAGAAUAAUCAAGAUGCUCUGCCUUUCACAUUAAUGAUUUCUUUUUCUCUGAUAAUUAUUUCCCUUUAGUGCAAAACCACUUCCACACAAGUUUUGUGCUUUAUUUGCAAAGGUACCGAGAUGCUUUUGAAGACAUUGGGAGGGAUCUGUCUGCAGCUUUCCUGCCUGUGUAAAUUCAGCUCCUGGCUCACUUUUAAAAAAUGUCUUCAAGUUUUCAGGACAAGUUUGCAUGCCAUGUCCAAAGGACAAUCUCCCAAACCCUUGCUUUCCCAUAUGACAAUCCAGGCACCCAAAAGGAGCAAGAGCUCCACUUUUGGUGGAGUUCUUGAAAAUCCACCAGUAUUAGCUAACAGGAGAGCUAUUAGUGGUUUUAGCUGGGCUUCAUUUGGAUUUUUCCCCCUGAAAUACCUGCUUGCCAGUACAGUGAGAGUAAGAAAAUCACCCGGACUUUCCCUCUGCUCUUAAGUAUUCUCAUUUUUCUCAAAUUUUGUUUUGCAAAGCAAACAUUAGCAGGUUUCUGGGCCGACAUUUAUUUGGUUUUAUAUUUACGUAAUUAUAAACAUUUGUAGGGGUUCCAUCCAUGAUGAUGAACUGGAUGAGAAACUGGAGAUAAAAUUAGCUUAAAAUCAAUACGAAGGGUAACAAAGGCUCCUGGGAACCACAUUCUGCUGAUGAUUUCAUUUCAGUAUCUGCCUCUGCAUUCCACUCCCAAGUGCUACAAGGCAGAGAUCAAUGUCCCCUCCUGUGCUUUUGUAAUAUUUCUGCACACUCUGGUACUGCCAGAAAGAAAUGAUAACUACUAAUGCAGAUACAUGAUCAGCCAAGGGGAUCUGCUUAAAAGCAAUUACUGCACCAUAGCCUUGUUAAUGUUCAACUGGCAGUAAACGGAUUUCUUGGCAAAUGUUUAUGCUGUGAACUCUGAACGAGCACUACUGAAUUAUUCACUGGAUGUACAUCAGUGCCCAUUUAUACCCUGAGAGGUGAAACUCAGGUUUUUACCCGUAAAUCACAGGUUUAUUGCUCCUCACUCUCUCCACCCAGGCAGCCUUUUGGUUUCAAUAGGAUUAAUGGAGUUAAACCAACCUAAUUCCUAAAGCCCGAAUUCCAUAGGUGUGUGAGAGUCCCAGGUUUGAUAAAGCCUUCAGCAGAGCAGUGAAGAGCUCCACAUUUACUGUUUAUUUCUGGUCAAGGAGCUCCCAGCCUAGUGGGCAGUGAACAAAGGAAGGGUUUGGUAAUCAAAAUAAACUUUAACUACUGACAGCCCAAGCACAACCAGCUGCUAACCUAAAAAAAUUAACCAGGCCUUCAGGUUUCUUCUGAAAAAAAAAA